Molecule: messenger RNA, 5519 nt
Organism: Dermacentor albipictus
Lineage: Eukaryota; Metazoa; Arthropoda; Arachnida; Ixodida; Ixodidae
Product: platelet binding protein GspB-like
Biological process (GO): cilium organization
Source: RefSeq, a predicted model, not a curated record
CGACCAAGCAAAGUGGACAACGAAGAAGCCGUAUACCGGCUGCAGGGGGCGGCAGGGCGAUGGCCCGCUGAGGCAUUCGGCUUUUUUUUAACACUCUCUCGUCAAAAUUGCCCGCCCGAUGACCACCUGACAAGAAGAAGACACACAGCCGCGUCUCGUCACACGAGACGUCAAAAUUCUCGUCGCUCUUUUUUGGGGGGGCCACGGACCAACAGAAAACGCUCAGCUGCUGCAAGCCAUGGAAAGCACCGUCGGAGGCGCCACGCGCUUCAACCGCUGGCUCUCUCAAUCCAUCAAUCGGGACGAGGACCAAGACCCGUGGAACGAUUUCACGCAGCACCGGGCAAGCGACACGGGAGAAAUCAAGAUGGCGUUCGACAACGACUUCCACCUCACCGUCAUACCGAACUUCCUUCACGACUCGGAUGCUUACGUCGCUAAUCUCGAGAACAAGCUGGAACGCCUUCAACAAGUUAUGAGGAACCCAAGCCCAAAAGAAAUGGUUGCAGCCAUAGAACAAGCCAAAGCCUUGCGUAUGAAGAAUGCUGAAAUGAACCCUGAAAUGAAUGCCAAGUCACAGGAUGAGUCUGUGGAGGAUGAUGAUGGAGGACUCCUGGCAGUGUUGCCAACUUUGAUCUUUCCGAUAUCGAGAAGGUUCUUCCCAAGGCUGGCUUUGACAAGGGAGGAGGCCCACAACUUGCUCAAGUACGACCAGCUGCAAAUGCACUACCAAGAUGAAAUGAACAACGCUGGACCUGUGGAGGCUGAGGCUUACGAAAUCAAAGCCGACAUGGCCUCGGAUACCAGCUGGCAACAGCAGGAAAGAGACAGCAGCAUUGAACAGCCUCUUGUUGUGUUUGAGAGUCCAGAAGCUAAUGAACUUCAGAUCCCCAAGAACUGGAUCAACGAAAACAUUCAUGAGGAGAUUCAUCACAGCACCAUCAUCCUGCCUGAGGACCGGACAAAUGCACGUGUAACUACGAAUCGUUCAGCACUGUCCCUUUCAGCUAACACAAAUGCGAUACAAGAGGCAUCCACUAUCACAUCUUUUACACCAACCAGGCGAAGUGAAGAUGCCUUCUAUCACUUUGCCUACAUCAAGACUUCCAUGACUUCCACCCAAGACAGUGUGAAGGCGGAGACUCCAUCAGAACAUCGCGCCUGUGUAGGCCAAGCAGUGUAUGCUCGUUCAAACAGUAUUUCAAAGACGAUGUCACGCGACCAGAACCUGUUUACGUCGACCUGCAGCGCAGAGCUCCCGUACAAGCGACACUUUUCAUUUGUCCCGGAAUGUGGCACGUUGGUUGAAAGCAAGGUCUUGAGCAAGUCGUCUGAAAACGCCUCCGAGGUUGCUGCCAGGGACCAGGUUGUUUCGACAACAAAAUCUUCACCCUCACUCAAGGUACCGAAAAACACUGAGGGCAAUGACUUGUCGACAGCAGCACAUGAAGAGCAGCCAGAGGAGAUAGAUGAGAACAGCAGCUGCAGACAAAGCAGAGAUCUUGGACUGCAGGAAGCGGUAUACAGUGUCGGGAGCAAAGAAAGCAGUUCAGAGAGAAUGGCAUGUGAGGACAGCCCAGCGGGCAUGAACAGUGCUCAGAACAUGAUCCUCCCAGAAGUGACCAUGGCUUCUUCAUCAACAAAGGAAAGCGAUGACCAAGUGCAGUCUGUGCACGAAGAUGACGAGAGAGUUGAAGUUGCGAUGAGAUGCAGUGGCCAGGGACUGCAGCUGACUGUUCCAGAAGGCACAGUUGCUUCUUCCUCGACACACGAUAGCCUGGGUACAGGUAUUGAAGGGCCUUGGCUUUUUGAGAAGGAAUCGGACAUGUCUCUUGGCAGGGAAGACGUCCUUCAGCACAUGUCAUCAUUGGUGCGAGCCAGCAUUGAUGAAGAGGACGAACCACCAAGGAUUGAUGGAAAUCAAGCUAGUCAACUGUCCGCAGCAGUCUACACGCAACUGUCUUCGACGUGCGGCUGCAGCGACAGAACACAAACUAAAGCAAGCGACGGGACGUCCGGCAAUUUCACUGGCAACUACAGCGAUCCGCACAGCAACCUUUUCGACGAAGAGUCCUUGAUUAAGAGAGAAGAGGUCCAGGCACCAAUCAUCCGAAUGUACGGCGCUUUUCCCCGCGACAUCCACACUUCGUUACAGGGAAACCUGCUCUCGUGGGCUCACCCGCGUGGAGCUGAACCAGCCCACAAUCCUCGCGAAACAGUCAGCCCGAAGCUGGUUUCUCUGCCAGCGGUGAACUCAGACGAUGUGAAGAGAACGGGUGCCGUCACGCACCACGACAGCCUGCCGCUUGCCACAAAAGAGAACAAGCGCAGUGUGACAGCAAUGUCUCGGCACUGCGCCACAACCGUUGACCACCUGUACAGUGACCACAGUCGGGCAGGUUUCAAGGUGCCACUUUCCAAGGACAUGAAAUGCCGAGAGGUGUCUUCGACGAAAUCGCAACGCUCCAAACAGCGCAGCUCUGCAAGCAGUCUGGCAUCAGCGCCGAGUGCCACUGGGUCGCGGACUCAAGAGAGACCCACGCGAUUGUCUUCAAGUAAGCUUUCCACAUCGUCAGUGUUCAAAAACCGGCAGCGGUCUGUACACUGGUUUAAGACUAUUGAAGACGUCGACAGUGAUACUGUGGUCAAGGACUGUGACUACAUGGUCCCUAGUCAGGUGAAAAUGAAAGUGCCCGUGGAGAAUAAGGAGGUGACAGUGGCCCCAAAGGUGAAAAGCAAGGCACUGGAUGAACGAAGUGACUCUGAUCGGAACGACGACAGCACUGUCGAGGAAUGCUGCACGAAGUUCGCAACUCAUGUCCUGGAGGAGGAAGUGAUUGUGGCGGGCAAAGUCAACAGUUGCCUGGAAUUCUUUGAAACCUCUUGCAGCAAGGAGGGAGGCUCUUUGCUAGACCAAGAGGACAAAAUGGCUGCCGCUAAAUAUGAAGACAAUGGUGUCGCCUACAAGAGUACGGCGUCUGCCGAGUUGCUCAAAGGACACGAUGAACCGGCAAGAGGUCUGGUGAUUGCAGAGGACUCGACAGCUGCUGGAAAAGAUGAAGGAAGCACUACUGUCGAUACUGCAGAGCUGUCAGAAGGAGUUGAAGUUCAAAUCAAAAUGGCAACUGCUCUAAAAGCUCUACAUGAUUCAAUGACAGCAAUUGAAGGUGAACACAAGACGGCUGCACUGAACUCUGAUACAGAGUUGCCUGAAGUACUGAGUAUGACAGCAAGCUCCCUGAACGAUGAAGACGACUCGGUGGCUACUGUGGAAGGUGUUGGAAAGAAUGCCGAGGCUCCUAGUGUGUCAGAACUUCCGAAGUCACUCGAAGUGCCUCCAUGCCAAGCUUCUUUUGCAAGAAGUCGGGAACAGCUGGAAGCCAUUGUGAACUUGCAGAGGGAAUGUGCCACCGGCAAACUGCCAGAAUUCUCCGGGACAGCAGAAGGAACCAGAAGUAAGCCAAACAGUUGUGACAAAUCCACCGAGGUUUUCGAAAGCACAGGAAAGCAGAGUAUGGCAGCUCUGACUUCGGAACAAGAGCCAGUGGCUACUAAAUCGGCAAGUCAUGCUGUACCCACACACAGAACAUUUGCUGACGCACAGACACAGGCUACUCUUUCUCAUGACCAGGCUGAUCAGAGAGAUGACGACGUGCAGGCCGAGAACAACACAGCAACCGGCUGCGAUAAAUGUGCACCAAAGCCUUUGUCGGAACAAGUGACAAAGGGAGCCGAAGGUGUGGCUACACAGGAUGAUUCUGGUGCAUUGCUGAAAGAUGCGAGAGAGUCACGGUUGCACAAUAAUAACUUGGACAACAAGCAACCUGCUGCAUCGGAAAAGGACAAAAAGAAAACUGUGGAAGGAGAAGACAAGGAGAACGAGGAUUCACCUGCCAACAGGGACACCACCAUCUUGCAGUGCCACGAGCUUGCGGGUUCCAGUCACUUUUCUACAUUCUCGGCCUCCAACAAGGGCUCGCCGGCAGUACACAGGUCACUCAACAUGACGAGAACGCUGCGCAUCACAACAACCAACCAGUUCAAACCGCUCAACCUGCGGCGCUCCAUCACGGGCAUCCUCGGAAGUGACAGCAGCUUGAUAGGAAGGCCACUGUCAAUACAAAGCAGAGAAGUCGUGCUUCCGCGUGCUCCACAGCGCCCAGAAAAAAGUAAAAAACCAUCAGUUGGCCUCAAGGGCAUCGAAUGUGCCCCCAGCAGCUUGUCCGGGAAUUCCGGGUCCUGUAAAAAUGUCAAUUCAGUGCGUAACACAGAGUCGUCAGCUUCUGAACUUCCAGCACGAAGGAGCCAUUCCGUGGCCGAAGGUCACACAAGGGCGAAUCUAGGAAGCUCUGCUACAAGAUCUAAAGCACCACAAACUGUUGGUCCACAUUCGGGUACAGCUCCAAGGCACACUCCAGAUUUCAUCAAGUCCCAUGCAGACGAAACUCCCUCGGAGAGUAAAGAGAGCAAAGACGGCGCGAAAACGAAACACAAAGCCAAAGAUGAGAGGCGCUCACAAAGUCAGCUGCCUCUCAAGAAGCGCACAUGCUGCCGUGCAGAUCAGACUGCACAAAUACCAAAAGGUCAAAAAAUUCAAAAUGCCGAUGCAGAUGACGGAUCUCUGCCAGCAGAGCAUAAAGGAGAGGAGAAGAACGCAGUGGCGGUGAAAGCAAGCACAAAUAAUGCAGACAGCGAGGCCACCAAAGAAAGUGCUGCAGCGUGCCAGGACAUGCCUAAAGCUCGAGCGACCACGAAACCAGGCGCAGUUCAUGAAAGCGAGGACACAGACUUUGGGAAUCUCGAAUGCUUAUCGGAGAAUGCUCUGGAAGACAGAACCAUCUCCUUAGUUGCUGACUCUCGGUACAGCACCAUCUAUGGAGCUGAAAUCAACCCUGUUCCCCUGAUCACUGCCAUCCUGGGCGGCGACGUCAAUGUAGAGAGCGUGAAACUCUGUCAGUCUGUAGCCUCGACCUGUGACUGCAUCACUGCUCCCACAAUCUCCAAGGACAAUCCGCCACUGAACAAGAACAUGACCGUGUCCACCACAACUCCAGGGGAGACCGUGUCCACCACAGCUUCAGAGGAGACUGUGUCCGUCAUACAGGGACACAGUCCAGCGGCGACAUCCAAGCACCGCUGGAAGAAGGGUGGCGAGAGAGACGUUGCUGCUGAGGUCAACAGUUCAGGAACGAGUUCAACGUCUGUUCGAGCAGAAGUUGACACUGUUGAAGAAAACACUCCCUCCAUUCGAUCACACUGUGAUCUCAACAUGAACGAUGGUCAUGCUGACAAUUGUCAGUCGGGAGGCAGUUAUGGACUUUAAUAAAGCAGCAAGCCAUCCACCCGACGGACAGGUGAACAGCCUACAGGGUGCAGCUCUGUUAACUGUGCUCGAGUGAGAGGACUGAAUUCAGCAUCAACCGGAUUCCAUGGCAUCCUGCACUGCUAGAGCACAAAAAUAACAAAAGCAUCAUGCUAUACAGGUGGCCAAUCUUUAUAAUAAAGCAUUAAAAAUAUCA